CGUUGCCACGAGUCCGUCCUGGGCCUGAGGACGGUCUGAUGAAGGCCUGAGGACAACUGCAGCCUACUGCACUGGCCACCGACGCGUCUUGACCGCGACGCGACGCGUUUUGGAGGCACGCCCACCAUCUGUACUCACAGAGCCAUCCUCUCGCACCAACCCGACCAAGAAAGCACUGUGGCAUCAUCGUCCGGUGCCAUAUGCACCGCCGAGCGCCCGCAUCGAUGUCAUCGAUUCCCAUUGGUCCGUAGUCCAUGACUCUGCAAACAUGAUCGGCUUGCUUUGGUUCAGAGUCUCUCUUAGCCUUCAUGUCUGCGAACACGGAAACCACCUCCACCCAUGGUCAGGGUCCCAAAGACGAUGCUCCUUCCGGGGCGGCUUUGCAGGAAGCAGGCCUCACCGCCGUAGACCAGCCGUUGAUCUGCGUCGACUUGGACGAUGUGCUCAGCCAGAGUAACCGUGUAGUCGGAGAAUGGCACAACGAUACAUACGGUACGCGCAUGACGCUGAAGGACUUCCAUUACUACUAUUACUGGAGGAAUCCGUACUGGGGCAGUCCGGACGAGACCUUCAGGAAAGUUGACGAGUUUUAUGCGACUACGCGUCUUUACGAAGCACCACCGGUCGAGGGUGCUCUUGAAGGUGUGAACGCAUUGAAGUCCAUGGGAUACCGCCUGGUGCUGGUGACCGCUAGGCAAAUUCGCGAACUGCCGAGGACGAAGGAAUGGGUUGACCAGCACUUGAAUGGCAUUUUCGACGACAUCAUCUGUACCGGAAUGUCUCAGGAGACACUUGCGGAUGAGACGAUGCUCAUAACGAAGCUGUCAAAAGCUGAUGUGUGCAAGAAACUCGGCGCAAAGCUCAUGAUCGACGACUCUGUCGAAAAUGCUCUCAAGUGCAUACAGGCAGAUCCUCCGGUGCCUGUGCUCCUCUUUGGCGAUUACGAAUGGAACAAACGGAGUGGCAAGUACGUGCACAUCAAGGAUGAACUGAGCUUUGACGAGCGGACCGAGCGGGAAGGAGGGAGAGAGUGGUGGCAUGACGACGAUGUCUCGAUACCAGAGGGCGCGCCGCUGACUAGGGUGAAUAAUUGGGAGGAGGUUGUAGGAUGGGUAGAGAAGAAUUUGAAGCCGUAGGUUCCCAAAUAAAUGAAUUUGACGAUCCUUGUUGCUGUUGUAUUCAGUGCAUAUGUACCUGCAAACAUCAGAUUAACCGACUAUAUCCCAUUCGCAGACA
Molecule: messenger RNA, 1236 nt
Organism: Rhodofomes roseus
Lineage: Eukaryota; Fungi; Basidiomycota; Agaricomycetes; Polyporales; Fomitopsidaceae
Exons: 6
Coding region: 309-1136 (275 amino acids)
Biological process (GO): deoxyribonucleotide catabolic process
Molecular function (GO): 5'-nucleotidase activity
Source: RefSeq, a predicted model, not a curated record